ACAGUUCGUAGUCGUACUCCUAGCGCUGCUUCGGCUGCUUCCACUUCAAUCUUCUUUCAUUCAUUCAUUCACUCACUAGUCACACUAUAUAUAACAACUCAUCAUUCGCUAACCCACAUUCUCACCAAAAACACCAUAUCAUUUCUCUGCUUUCUAUUUAUAUUUAUAUUUAUCCUCACGCUUUGCUCAUUCAUUGCCUCACCAACCAUUACUUCAUUUUCUUUGUUGUCUUAGCGUCAUGUAACUUCCUCAUCUUCUUCUUGUGACUCUGGUAUGCUCCAUUCUCCUUGCAAAACACACAAAGUUUUAAGUAAUUUUGAAUUUUUAUUAUUAAAGCACCCUUUUUCUAUCCUCAUUUUGUUCCAAAGUUACUCCAAAGUGUUAGUUCUGAUCAACUGCGCCAUCUUCCUCGUGUAAAUGUGUAACCGCUCUGUUAUCCUCAAAUGCUUCUGAAAUUAUAACUAAUGCAUGUGGCAAUGAUGAGUUUCCGUUAGAAAUUUAUGUUCAUUUAAUUUGAGUUUAGUUUGGUGGGUGUGUCAUGUAACUUGGAUACAGGUUAGCGAAACUUUCCAUCACCCUGGUAACUAUUAGAAGAGUUGUGCAAAAUCCGUGUCGUUUUGGUUCAAUUACUAACUCAUUUUGUUAUUAAGAUAAUAUGAUCUAUUCAUUCUUCCUAUUGUUCUAUGAAAUGUAAAUUAUCCAAGUUGGUUCAUUUAUUUAUUUUCCUCAAUCAUGACAAAUGGACAUCCAUUUCCCCUGCUUUCCUCUUUAGGAAGAGUAUGGCAUAUAGGGUUCUGGUUUCUUAGCCUAAACUUUUGAUUGAGUUUUUUUUUCCAAAUGUACAACUUUGAUCACAAUUUUUGUUUCUCAAGUCCUUUGAAGUGAUUCGUUAUCUUAGAAUCACAUAUUCUGUUUCAUUUCAUUGUACUAUAACGGAUAACUUAAGACCUUCAUGGAAGAAACAUUUGUUCCCUUUCGCGGGAUCAAGAAUGAUCUCAAAGGAAGAAUUCUCUGCUAUAAGCAAGAUUGGACCAGUGGAUUCAAGGCAGGCAUCAGGAUCCUUGCCCCAACUACAUACAUAUUUUUUGCAUCAGCUAUUCCUGUUAUCUCUUUUGGGGAGCAAUUAGAGAGAAAUACUGAUGGAACUCUAACUGCAGUGCAGACCCUAACAUCGACUGCGCUAUGUGGCAUUGUCCAUGCAAUCCUUGGAGGGCAACCUCUCCUCAUACUAGGUGUAGCUGAGCCAACUGUUCUGAUGUAUACAUUCCUAUACGAUUUUGCAAAGGAUAGAAAAGAUUUGGGGCAAAGGCUGUUCCUCGCUUGGGCUGGAUGGGUAUGUGUUUGGACUGCCUUAUUGCUGUUUUUGUUGGCCAUCCUUGGUGCAUGCUCUAUUAUUAACAGAUUCACACGCCUUGCUGGUGAACUAUUCGGUCUGUUGAUCGCAAUGCUCUUCAUGCAGCAGGCCAUAAGGGGGCUAGUGGAGGAGUUUGGUGUACCACACCAAAGAGAAGGUAUCAAUCAGAUUGCACACCAAUCCUCUUGGCUGUUUGGGAAUGGAAUGUUCGCCUUGGUUUUGUCAUUUGGCCUUCUGUUUACUGCAUUAAGAAGUCGUAAAGCUAGAUCGUGGCGUUAUGGCACAGGUUGCUUGAGGGGAUUUAUAGCUGAUUAUGGAGUUCCUCUUAUGGUUCUUAUGUGGACUGCUGUGUCUUACAUACCAGCCAAUAAUGUUCCAAGGGGAAUCCCAAGGCGGCUUUUCAGUCCAAAUCCAUGGUCUCCUGGUGCAUACUCAAAUUGGACUGUAAUCAAGGAUAUGUUGAAUGUGCCUCUUAUUUAUAUAAUUGGAGCAUUUAUACCAGCAACUAUGAUUGCUGUGCUUUACUACUUUGAUCACAGUGUUGCAUCCCAACUUGCUCAGCAGAAGGAAUUUAAUUUAAGAAGACCCUCUUCUUAUCAUUAUGAUCUUCUUCUCUUAGGCUUAUUAGUAAGUAAUUUAUUUUGAAUACUUGGAAACAAUU
Molecule: messenger RNA, 2015 nt
Organism: Arachis ipaensis
Lineage: Eukaryota; Viridiplantae; Streptophyta; Magnoliopsida; Fabales; Fabaceae
Source: RefSeq, a predicted model, not a curated record